GUAGUUUCCAAAGAGCAAAAGACGAUCUUUUUCGGCGCCAGCACGCGAGUUCAAAUGUGAUGCUUUUCCUCACAUUUCGCAGAUUUCUGUCGUAUACAACUUCCAGGCCCCACGGAGAGCACACCAGGGUUUUUGCGUAAGGACUACUUCAUUGUUGCAGAACAAUGGUUAAAAUGAUCCACUUGCUUUGCUUGCUUGCGUCCUUCGGCGCUCUCCCGCGACUCACAUGUGCGCGUAGCACUAGCUCCGAAGGCAGUUCAUCACCAAAGUCCUGCGCUUCGUCCGCUGGCGCGACCGCUCUCCAACCGGUGAAAGUUUCUCUUUCAAAGACACCAUUGACGCUGGCGGAAGUGCGAUGUGUUGCAGCGGAGCAGGCGGAGCCGUAGAAUGCAGGAAUAGCUCGGCAACUAAAUUUUAUUGAUACUCGGGGUUCAGAAGAUAGGACAAAGCAAGUCGCUAUGACGCGAACGCUGUUGCACCGGGUUGCGACGAUGCAGGGACGGGAACAGUACAUUGAUCCGGAUCCCGGCGCCCGCGUGUUCACUACGACGCGUCUGAAGCAGGGCCCAUGUUGCAACCUCGGCUGCCGGCACUGUCCCUUCCUCGGGGAGCAGGCGUCCUCGGCUUCUUGUGGAAAGGGGCAGCAGGAGGCCUGUGCAGGACGACUCAGUUGCAGCUAUCCGACCUGGUGAGGGCAGUACUGCGCGGGGCAGAAUUCUUUCAAUGGGGCUUGUUUUACGUGCUGCUGCGUGUCGCAGAACUCAGUACGGGUGUACCACGUAGGAGGGUGUACCACGUAGGAGCCGGAGUGGUUUUACCUCAAGACUCUACUGUAGUUUUUAGAAUUGGAAGCACUGAAGAAAAUUGGUGA
This is a messenger RNA of Amoebophrya sp. A120, 871 nucleotides long. The record is from the annotation of a GenBank genome assembly. NCBI's taxonomy places the organism in Eukaryota, Dinophyceae, Syndiniales, Amoebophryaceae.